This is a messenger RNA of Meloidogyne enterolobii, 330 nucleotides long. The record is from the annotation of a GenBank genome assembly. NCBI's taxonomy places the organism in Eukaryota, Metazoa, Nematoda, Chromadorea, Rhabditida, Meloidogynidae.
GCCUGUGAGUACGACUUCAAAGCAGAUAUUUGGUCGUUAGGCUGUGUUGUUUUUGAAAUGAUUGAAAGAGAAAAAGCUUUUCCUGGUGUGCAAGAAUUGGCAGUUUUCCACAAAAUUUGCAAUAGAAUUGUUGCCAUUCCAGAAGAUUCAAAGCUAUGUUUUUUAAUUAAUGUAUUGCUCGAACCAAAACAAGAGAAAAGGCCGUCGGCAGAAGAAGUUCUUACUCUUUUGGAGAACAUGGCUUUAAUUGAAGAAUGUACAAAUGAUGGAAGCCGCUGGUGGAAUUUCAGCUUUUGGCCGAAAGGUAAAAGAACUUAUCAUUUGAAAUAA